GCGUGCACCGGCCCCGCUUCAUCGGCUGCGGUGCCAUCCUGGUUUCCUUGGCUGGGUUCCUCAUGUCCCUCCCUCACUUCAUCACAGGACCCUAUGAGUACGACCAGUCCGUUGCCAGUAGGUGUGUUCAGCAACACCACCGACCUGUGCCAACCCGAAGGCAUGGGCUCCUCAGGGAACCUCAGUGACUCCAUCUGUGCCCCCCACACCGCCAGGGAGAACCACGAGGUUCUCCUCGUCAUGUUCAUCGCCCAGGUGCUGCUGGGCAUCGGCGGUGUCCCCAUCCAACCCUUCGGGAUCUCCUACAUCGACGACUUUGCCAGCGAGAGGAACUCCCCCCUCUACUUGGGCAUCCUGUUCUCCUUGACCGUGGUUGGGCCUGGGGUGGGCUUCAUGCUGGGCUCUGGCAUGCUGCGUUUCUACGUCGACAUCGACAAAGUGGCUGGAGAUGAGGUCCUGCUGACCAACAAAGACCCACGGUGGGUUGGUGCUUGGUGGCUCGGCUUCCUGGUGGCAGCCAGCCUUGUGGCCGUGUCCGCAGUGCCUUAUUUCUUCUUCCCACGGGAAAUGCCAAAAGAGGUGACAAGUGGGAAGGAGAUCAGCAGCAAGAAGAGCAAGGAUGUGCUCUGCCAGCUCAGGUCGAGGUCCGAGCACGUGCAAAACCUCUCCCUGCUCCAGUUCAUCAAAUAUUUUCCUGUGGUCCUGCUGAGGAACCUUCGCCACCCCGUCUACCUGCUGGUGGUGUUGGCUCAGGUCAACCUCUCGGCCAUGGUUGCUGGCUUAGCCACCUUCAUGGGGAAGUUUCUGGAGAGACAGUUCUCCCUCACAGCCUCCUUUGCCAACAUGAUCAUUGGUAAGUGUUGCUGUCGUGCGUGGGGACUUGCCAGGUUCUGAGCUCCUUCUUGAAAACCAAGGAGAGGAGAACAACUCAUGGCAAGAACAGAGCAAGGAACCAUCUGGGUUGAUUUGUGCCCGUUUCUCUGGUAGGGAUUGCUUUACACAGACCAUUAGUGAAAGCUCUCUCAACAAGCAUGCAUGAAAUAAAAUGAAAAAUGGCAAAAAUACUCAUGUGCAUUGUAAAGACACUUUGCAGCAAGAGAGCAGCCCAGCUGGAGUCUUCAUCUUCUCUUAAUCUUCAAAAUGCUUACUGUAGUUAGACUAAUUGCUCAUAAAAAUUGGGCUAAUUUCUUGCUGUUGGUAUUGUUAUGAAGGAAACAAAGAUAUUACAAGCAGGAUAUGUUCUCACGAGACAAAACUGCUUUUACUUUUAAUACCCAGAACAUCCGGUGUCAAGCUGGGACCUGUGUCAUGUUAACCAAGAUAUGAGGAAUAAGGCUUGAAAUCAGCCAGAGCACCCAGGGAUCUAGAUAACAGACAGGGGGAUCUUUUGAAAUGUAAUUCUAAGCAGCAUCCUCAGAGUAAGGAUCUUUGAAAAGUAAAUCGGAAGAAAAUAAGCAGAAAAGAGGAAGGUUAAGUGCUGAAAUGAUGGUGUUCUCCACUGAUGUGCCCUACUGGGUCGUGCCCAGCCUUGAUUUACUCUUGGCAUUAAAGAUGUGUGGUGUAUUUCUCAUAUGGAUUUAUCCACCUUUCACUCCUGGCUGCUAAAUCUUGCUUCUCCUUUUUCUGUUAGAACUGAAAGCUCUCAUGUAGCCGGAAAUCCUUUCCUUCCUUGGGUAUUUAUAGGGUAUUUAUGGGCUGAAGGCAACUUCCUUGUUGAUCCUUUGAUGAAUUAAACACACUGCACUUCUUCAGUGUCCCUUUAUAAGCUGGGAUUUUCAAAACCCCAAGUCUGUCUUGGAAACCUUUACAGUUUUGUAAUGAUGAGAGAAGAAAACGGACACACUGUUACAUCAGUGGUUCAUUGUGCAGAAAAUAGCUAUCCUGGAAUCCUGGAAUGACAGAAUUGUAAAGGUUGGAAAAGACCUCCAAGGUCUCCAAGUCCAACCCCAGCCCAUCCCAACCACAACCACUUAUAGAAUCAU
Messenger RNA from Centrocercus urophasianus (Greater sage-grouse), 1982 nucleotides. RefSeq names its product solute carrier organic anion transporter family member 2B1-like. Gene Ontology annotation, molecular function: bile acid transmembrane transporter activity. Gene Ontology annotation, biological process: transmembrane transport; bile acid and bile salt transport; sodium-independent organic anion transport. Bases 94 to 894 code for a protein of 266 amino acids. The transcript is spliced from 6 exons. The record is from RefSeq and is a predicted model, not a curated record. Gene Ontology annotation, cellular component: membrane. Lineage: Eukaryota; Metazoa; Chordata; Aves; Galliformes; Phasianidae.